AGUGGACAGGGAAGAAAUUGAUUAGUUGACCAGUAAAGAAGUGGGUUUAAAGGUUUCCACUGACUCUAGAGUGGUUUUAAAGGUUCCCAUGGACUUUUUGAUAUUUAUUUUUUGCCCGGACACUCAUUGUUGGACUGUCUACAUCGGCACUUCAUGCUCAGCCCCGUCCGAAACUUCAAGAUGCCACCCAAAGUUUGAGAAGUUGGCAUCAUGGAUCACAUGUCGUCUCCCGUUAGGUACCGCAGCAGUAAGAGAGUUGUCCAGUCUGUCCAUUGAGGACCAGGAGGACUCUCAGUUUCCUUACGCCAUGAGGGAUCUACCUCCCGUCUCUCAGCCUAGCGAACGGCACCAGACACCAGACCACCAGGCGCCAGUCCACCGUGAGGCAGAUGGAACUGGGAUGGCAAUUAACGGGAGACGCCCCAGCCUCCCCGGGACGCCCUCUCUGCCCCGUCACGUCCCCUGCCAACCGGCCGGCUCUCCGACAGUCCCUCAGAGACCAAGUCGUGUCAAGCUCGUCUCUCAGGUGUCUGUGGAGUGUCCGCCCAGCCCGGCCUCACGUCCACAGAGCCCCUGGGCACGCAUUGACCCCUAUGACUCUCCAGAGGAUCAGGACAAGGAGUAUGUGGGUUUUGCCACAUUGCCCAAUCAGGUUCAUAGAAAGACGAUGAAGAAAGGCUUCACAUUUACACUUAUGGUAGCAGGGGAGUCUGGCCUCGGUAAAUCCACACUCAUAAACAGUUUGUUCCUCACGGACCUCUACAAAGACAGGAAGGUUCCCAACGCACAAGAACGGAUCGACCAAACAGUCGACAUCGUCAAAAACGCACUUACCAUCGAAGAGAAAGGAAUCAAAGUGAGGCUCACCAUCAUCGACACACCAGGGUUCGGAGACGCCGUCAACGACACAGAAAGCUGGAAGCCACUAGAAGACUACAUCGACCAGCAGUUUGAACAGUUCUUCAGAGACGAGAGCGGGUUGAACAGAAGGAACAUGCAGGACAACCGAGUCCACUGCUGCCUCUACUUUAUCUCUCCGUUUGGCCACGGUCUUCGACCUCUGGAUGUGGCGUGUAUGAAGGCCUUGCAUGACAAAGUCAACAUAGUUCCGAUUGUGGCCAAAGCUGACACCCUGACACCAAUGGAGGUCUACAGAAGGAAGCUGAAGAUCAGAGAGGAGAUCGAGCAGUUUGGCAUCAACAUCUACCAGUUUCCCGAGUGUGAUUCAGAUGAGGAUGAGGACUUUAAAAAGCAGGACCAGAUACUCAAGGGCAGCGUCCCGUUUGCAGUAAUUGGCAGUAAUGUUCAGGUGGAGAGUGAAGGUCGCAAGUUCAGGGGUCGUUCCUACCCCUGGGGGGUGGUAGAAGUGGAGAACCCGGAUCACUCUGACUUCCUGAUGCUGAGGAACAUGCUGGUGAAGACGCACAUGCAGGAUCUGAAGGACGUGACGGGCGAGACGCACUAUGAAAACUACAGAGCCCAGUGCAUCCAGAACAUGACGCGCAUGGUGGUGCAGGAGAAGAAACGCAGUUUGCGCGAGAAGCAUCGAGAGCGGAGCGAAGCCGAUUUCCCUCUGCCGCUGGCUGCCGCCGACUCCGAGACGGAGCAACUCAUCUUUGAGAAGGACGAAGAGCUGAGGAGGAUGCAGGAGGUGCUGGAGAGAGUCCAGGAACACAUGCAGCACAGCCAGAGAGAGGGUGUCUGAUUUCUGAGGACUCCCCUGGAAGAGGAGACAAACACAGAGGAGGCCCCAUUUAUGAUGCAUGAUGAAUAAAAAGAGAUGGAACUUGUACGAAAAGGAAA
This is a messenger RNA of Sebastes umbrosus (honeycomb rockfish), 1803 nucleotides long. RefSeq names its product septin-5-like. Bases 89 to 1705 code for a protein of 538 amino acids. The transcript has 13 exons. The record is from RefSeq and is a predicted model, not a curated record. Gene Ontology annotation, molecular function: GTPase activity; GTP binding; molecular adaptor activity. Gene Ontology annotation, cellular component: septin complex; septin ring; microtubule cytoskeleton. Gene Ontology annotation, biological process: regulation of exocytosis; cytoskeleton-dependent cytokinesis. NCBI's taxonomy places the organism in Eukaryota, Metazoa, Chordata, Actinopteri, Perciformes, Sebastidae.